AUGGCUCAUGGGAGUGUGGAUAUCGAAAAGCUGGUGAGCAAAUACACCACCUAUAUGGGUUGUGAUUAUUUGUUUUACUUGGCUGUGGUAGGAGGGGGCGAAAGAGCAGACGGGGAAACGAAGCGAUCGGAACAAACAACAGUCUGUCCAUCAUCAAGCCAGGAGAAGCAAUAUUCACGUUGUGGACGUGAUUCGAGUGGAUGGAACAACCUGCUGAGUAAAAGUGUAAACAAAGGAGCAAAGAAAAAGGCGAUCCGAUCAGUUGUACAACUUUUCUUCAACCCAACAGAUUUCUGUUGCAACCCGGGUGAGGAUGCACAUCACUUCCAAUAG
Molecule: messenger RNA, 333 nt
Organism: Opisthorchis viverrini
Lineage: Eukaryota; Metazoa; Platyhelminthes; Trematoda; Opisthorchiida; Opisthorchiidae
Exons: 1
Coding region: 1-333 (110 amino acids)
Source: RefSeq, a predicted model, not a curated record